Molecule: messenger RNA, 2114 nt
Organism: Radiomyces spectabilis
Lineage: Eukaryota; Fungi; Mucoromycota; Mucoromycetes; Mucorales; Radiomycetaceae
Exons: 3
Coding region: 1-1944 (647 amino acids)
Biological process (GO): positive regulation of DNA-templated transcription
Cellular component (GO): SWI/SNF complex
Molecular function (GO): histone binding; zinc ion binding; DNA binding
Source: RefSeq, a predicted model, not a curated record
AUGAUAGAGGCGACGUCGUCGGAUACCGUGGCAGUUAUAUCGGGUAUCAAACGAAAAGCAAACGAGGUCGAUGCCGAGGAGGCAGAAUCAACGCCGGAUCAACCUCCGCAAAAACUCUCGUUCUCGGCCUCGAGUAACCUGAACCGAUUUGGAUUUGAAUCAUCCCAAAGUAGCUCGACCCCGGUCUUAAUAUUGAAUCCUGGUCAUCAGCCUGCAGUACGGAUAAGAGAUAUCGAACGCGAUCGACCUCAACUGGGCAGCCGUCAACGUAAAAACGAAUUUGAACCCUACAGCAAUGGCGAUAUGACCAAUAUUUCUCAGUUUAUCGACACCAAUAUCGAAUACCCAAAGCAUCGCUCCGAGACAAAAUCGUUGGACGAGGCUGCCUCUUCGUCCGACAUAUCAUCGUUAUGCCAUGCUUCCCCUUAUCAUUCUGUCAUUGUAUCACUACCGAGUUGGUUUAGUUUGAACGAAAUCCACGAUAUCGAGAAAAUGGCAUUGGCAGAGUACUUUACCGAGGAGCAACAAGACAAACAGCAUUCUCCGGAACAGUACAAGAAAUGCCGCAAUUAUAUGAUUGAGCAUUACCGCAAAAACCCAAGCUAUUACCUCUCCAUUAUUGCUUGUAAAGCUGAACUUGAGGCUGAUCUUGUCGAUAUCGUACGGAUACACAGUUUCCUUGAACUUCAUGGUUUGAUCAACACGCAGGUCGAUCCUCGACGACGUAUUUUUGAUCCUUACAUUGACAGCGACUGCGAUGCCGCCGUCAAGCCCAAAUCGCAACGUGAUUUCCAGGACCGCUCCGCCGCUGAUAUGCAACGACUAAGAGAUCUUAUAUUUGACGCGUCCAUCCCCCGUGACGCUCGCAGUGCGUGGAGCUUAGAAAUCGACGAUCCACUGAACCCUGAUCAGCGCAAAGUAUUUAAAUGCAGCCAUUGUCAUGUCGAUUGCAGCGCCGUGCGGUACCAGAAUCUUAAACACAAAGGCUUUCAAGUAUGCAUUGACUGUUACCUUCAAGGCCGAUUUCCGGCUACCAUGGCUAGUGGUGACUUUUUGCGCGUCGAUAGUACUGCCGACACUUUGGAAGAGGAAGAUUGGUCACGCGAAGAAGUGCUGCGACUGCUGGAAGGCAUUGACAUGUACGAUGAAGACUGGUUAAUGAUCUCGGAACACGUGGGCAGUCGGUCGAAAGAACAAUGCGUCACCAAGUUUCUGCAGUUACCCAUGGACGAUGAGUUCCUUACCGCUCAGCUUAACGAACAAGAAAUGGAACAGCUCCCGUUCAGCGACGUAUCAAAUCCUGUGAUGACACUGAUCGCCUUUUUAUCGGGUCACAUCAAUCCCGGGGUGGGCUCGGCCGCAGCGAAAUCGGCUCUGAAGGAAUUUUUGAAGCAUGGCAAGAAACUGGAAUCGACAGAUACAAAUGAGGAAGAGGGCGAGGAAAUCAAUGUGGAUGCGGACGACAAGAUGUCGGAAACGUCCGAUAAUAACGACAUCAAUGAUGCCAACGGUACCAAAGCAGCAACGCCCCAGUCGGCUUUUGAUGCCUCCGUAAUGAAACAAGCAUCUCUUGCAGCAUUAAAAGGAGCCGUGGACCAAGCGGAGAAAUUAGCAAGCUAUGAAGAUCAGGAGAUUCAGCACUGGACGCGAUUGGCGGUGAAAACAUUGGUUGACAAGUUGACCUUGAAAGUUCAACAAUAUGAUGAACUGGACACGGUGUUGGGCCCGGAACUGAAGGAAUUGGAGAAGCAGAGUGCAGUUCUCGCUGCUUCCUUUGAAAGUCUUGUAAGGCAUCGUUUAUCCAAUGUCUCAUCUACCUCGUCAACAGCAGCGGCAGCGGCAGCGGUAGCAGCAGCGACACCAGUGACAUCAGCGACACCAUCGACACCAGUGACUGCAGAAAACUCGAGUGCACCGCCAACAAGUAGUAGCCAAACAUCGUAAAAAAAAAAGCUUGGCAACCCUUUUUGGCUCUUUCCCUGUCCUUUCACCCCAUUGUCUACAUACAUUUAGCAUCUACUUUUUUGUUCAUAUCCUCUUAAUCUCACGGAAACGCAAUUGUUUGGAUUCACAGAUUGAACCAUUUCACAUUGUCGGAUAUAUAUCUUUACAUA